Messenger RNA from Astrephomene gubernaculifera, 1766 nucleotides. NCBI's taxonomy places the organism in Eukaryota, Viridiplantae, Chlorophyta, Chlorophyceae, Chlamydomonadales, Astrephomenaceae. The record is from the annotation of a GenBank genome assembly.
GAUCUUUCCAUAGCGCCUUGACAGGCUUGGAUGUAAGCUAGGCAAGAAAUAUUCAAUCCGGUAUUCAACCGUGCGAGCGGUAACUGUUGCGCGGUAACCUUGGUGCCCGUUUAAUCUUGAACUAUGGCUAGCCUGGCCACCAACCGCAAUGGCAUACUCUUUAACUCGAGUAAGCCGCGAAUGGUAUUGCGCACGGGAGCGCGGACAGGCCGGUUCAAGGCACCAGUCGUCGCUGCCCAUGCCGCGAGCGAGGUUGUGGAGGUUGCAACCGCCCUGACCAAAGUUGACGCUACGACUUUGCUGCCAAGUCUAUCAAUUCGGGAUGCGUCCGAGUUUAUUUUGGAGCACCCUGUGGCAUCCUUUUCCGUUUCGGUCUUGGCCCUGUUCUUGGUGCCCAAGCUUGUCGAGGCCUUCUUGCGCUACCUGGCGGCGCCCAUCCUCAUCGCACUGGUAGCCUUCUACUCCCUGGAGAACCCCCAGGAGUCGGCGACGUUCGUGACCACCGUGCUGGGUUGGGUCAACGCCAACCCCGAGCUCACCUCCGUCAUAGUGAUCGGGCUGGCGUUGUUCGGCCUGGCGCCGGCGCUGCUGGCGGGCUUCGGGGCCACGGCGCUCAUCUACGCGCUGCUGUCGGUGUCCUUCGGGACGCGGCUGCCGGAGGUUCGUGAAAUGCAGGGCACGUUUGGAGAGACGGUUUCGCGGGCGCAGGUGGUCAGCACCAUUGCGACCAAGCGUGUGGAGCAGCUGCUGAAGUAGGUGCAGUGCGGACGGAUGCGGGGUGGUAUGAACAAGGAACAAAGUCACGAAUAUGUGGGUGUGGCGAAUGUGGGGUGCUGCUACCAGUAUCGUGUGAUGGGGCACCAAGUCCAAGGAAUCUUGAAAUCUGGCUGGAAGGGAAAGGUGCCGCUCGUUUGCCUUGUGUGAUGGCGUGGUGUAAUGUACCAGUAAUUAUGUAGGAAACGGGUCUUCAUGUAUGUUUGACGUAGUGGUGUACAAACAUCCCGCAUUGUGCCGGCUCGUUUUCCCGUGCCGCUUUUGCCUCCAUAACCUAUGUGGUAGAUGGUCUUGCCGGGCAGUACCGAAACUUGCCUUUCUUCGUGUUGCAGUAUGGGGCAAUGACGCUUGGUUACUUGCGCGGCAAGCUUACCGGGCGCAUGCAUUGGCCUCUCUGGCUAUGGCUUGGGGGAGAUACCUUCCAGGUUGAUGGGCUUUGGGUUGAGGCCAUGUUGUGGUUGCCGUGGGUUACCGGUAUAUAACUGUGCAGUACAGACAGAUUCUUGCUCACCUCGUCGCUGCUCAAGGGACCACCAAUUCAAUAAGUUGGUUGGGGAGCAUAGACCCCAAACUUAGAAGUUGGUGUUGCUGCUGUGGAUCAAUCGUCCUUGGUUACCGUAGUUUACCUUGGCAGGAUUAUGAUUGGCGCUGGGCUGCGCCUUCUUGGAUAAGCCCGAACGUUGUUGGAUAAAGGCGUGUAUGCAGUCUGUAUGUGCUGAUGGGAGGCGGGGCGCUAGAUGACCUGACAUGCGGUCCCUGGUACUUGCGGUCGUCUGGUUACGUAAGAAGGCGACAUACUAUAGGGCAUGCCAUUGAACUGUUAUACUGAAUUUGGUUUGGACGUCCGAACUUGCUCGCUCUGUCUCGGCUGUGGCACAAACCUUGCUGGGACGUGCAUCUGGGACAGUCGUCAUUCCAGCAAUGUGGCCCUAUAUGAACGUGGUGGACGUCCGAUAAAUAACAUGCGCCGUAUCAGCAUACCGAGCGCUAAU